AUGUUAAGAAAAAUGAGCUUCUCCAGUGAUGAAGUUAAUUUUUUGGUUUACCGAUAUCUACAAGAGUCUGGUUUUCAACAUUCGGCAUACACAUUUGGAAUAGAAUCUCAUAUAUCACAGAGCAAUAUAAAUGGAGCUCUUGUUCCACCUGCCGCUUUAUUAUCAAUACUUCAAAAAGGAUUACAAUACACUGAGGCUGAAAUAUCUAUCGGAGAAGAUGGUACUGAACAGAGAAUGAUUGAAUCUCUUUCUCUUAUUGAUGCAGUAAUGCCUGAUGUCGUAGUAUCCAGACAAAAUCAACAAAAUCAACAAAAACAGCAAAUUAAAACCGAUACACAAGAUACUAAUGGAGAAGAGGUUGUUACUUCAAAUGAACGAAGUGGAGAUAAAACUGAAAUGGAAUCAGAAGAACAACAGACCGGUGGUGUUGGAGUUGGUAGUAAUGCAAGUGCUAUUGAAAUACCAGCUAAUAAAGCGACAAAAUUACGUGGUCAUGAGUCUGAAGUAUUUAUCUGUGCGUGGAAUCCAACAACAGACUUAUUGGCUUCUGGUUCUGGUGAUAGUACAGCUAGAAUUUGGGAUAUGUCUGAUAAUUCAUCAACUCCUCAACAACUUGUAUUACGGCACUGCAUUCAAAGAGGUGGUGCUGAAGUACCAAGUAAUAAGGAUGUUACAUCUUUAGAUUGGAAUUGUGAUGGAACACUUUUGGCAACUGGUAGUUACGACGGUUAUGCUAGAAUUUGGACUACCGAUGGAAGAUUAUCAUCGACUCUUGGCCAACACAAGGGCCCUAUAUUUGCAUUAAAAUGGAAUAAACGUGGAAAUUAUAUAUUGAGCGCGGGAGUAGAUAAAACAACAAUUAUUUGGGAUGCUGCUAGCGGACAGUGUACACAGCAAUUUAGUUUUCACUUGGCUCCAGCUUUGGAUGUUGAUUGGCAGACAAAUACAUCAUUUGCCAGUUGUUCUACUGAUCAGUGCAUUCACGUUUGUAAAUUAAACGUUGAUAAGCCUAUUAAAAGUUUUCAAGGUCAUACGAACGAAGUAAAUGCUAUAAAAUGGGAUCCUCAAGGUAACUUAUUGGCAAGUUGUUCAGAUGAUAUGAGUCUUAAAAUUUGGUCAAUGAAGCAAGACACCUGGGUUCACGAUCUUAGGGCUCAUCAUAAAGAAAUUUACACAAUAAAAUGGUCACCUACAGGACCAGGAACACACAAUCCAAAUAUGAAUCUUACUUUAGCCAGUGCUUCGUUCGAUUCAACUGUAAGAUUGUGGGAUAUUGAAAGAGGAGUAUGUUUUCAUACUCUAACCAAGCAUACAGAACCCGUGUACAGUGUAGCAUUUAGUCCUGAUGGUAAAUUUCUUGCAAGUGGUAGCUUUGACAAAUGUGUUCACGUGUGGUCUACCCAGACUGGUCAAUUGGUGCACAGCUAUAAAGGUACAGGUGGUAUUUUUGAAGUGUGUUGGAAUAGCCGAGGUGAUAAAGUUGGCGCUUCAGCUUCUGAUGGAAGCGUUUUUGUCCUUGAUUUACGUAAACAAUGA
This is a messenger RNA of Cotesia congregata, 1536 nucleotides long. The record is from the annotation of a GenBank genome assembly. Lineage: Eukaryota; Metazoa; Arthropoda; Insecta; Hymenoptera; Braconidae.